Messenger RNA from Pocillopora meandrina, 18330 nucleotides. NCBI's taxonomy places the organism in Eukaryota, Metazoa, Cnidaria, Anthozoa, Scleractinia, Pocilloporidae. The record is from the annotation of a GenBank genome assembly.
AGGUUGUUGAACAACAACCAGUUGAAGAAAUUACCAUCAGGAAUUUUCAGUAAUAACAUCCAACUGGAUUGGCUGUAAGUUUGCAGUCUAUCUCAUCAAUCAAGAAUAAAUUAGUUAUUGUUUUUAGAAUUUUGUUUGAAUUGGAAUGAUAAUGUGCUAGGAUUUUAGGAUUUUUCUGAAUCAAUGUAAUGCACAGAUUAAAGUUUCUUUUCCUGGAUUGAUAGUUGCCAUUCCCAUUUAUAAAUCUUUAAAUUUUGCUCGUCAUACAAAUUAUCAGAGAAAACUUGUGAAGUCUCUCUUUUCUCUCUCUCUUUACCAUUUGCCUCGAAGGAAGAGAAAGGUAGGAUCAUUAAAGUCUUAGAGUUGUGUUCUGAUUACUGCGUAGGUAAAACGAACAAAAUUUAAGAGUGCUAAACAAAUUUCAGUCGUAAAAGAGCAAGACCACUGUGAAGCAAAAUUCCUCAACCUGAAAAUGGAGAAGUUCAAAUUCAAAUGAAGCAAAGAACCAUUCAUUGGACCUGAGAUGACGAAGAAUAGAUUGAAGGUAGGUCAGCGGAAACUGGAUGCAAGAGUCAAGAUGGAGCAGCAAGCAGAUGCAUCAGCAGUGAAGACUUUAUUAUGGCUAGAGCUGUACCCUUCCAAAUUCCUACAAAACCUUUCAGAAAUGUGAGAGCAACACACCGCCUGAUACGCAGGAAUGCGAGCGGAUCUGGACUCAUGAGUGGAAAGAUGCCUUCCAAAAGAUCAAAGACCACCAGCUACUUAAGUACUUCAGCGAGAGUGGACCAGCAGAGGGCCAAGGAGGUGCGUCCAAGGAUGGGUUUGGCUUUUUAAUAUUGCAGCAUGGUCAACCGGUGACAUCUACGAGUGGGGCACUCCCGGUGGUAGAGAGAAAGUACACACAGAUCGAAAAGGAAUUUUUGGCUGCUUUCAUUGGCAAAGAGCCUAACCACCAGUAUGUGUUCAGUAAGAAAGUCAUCCUGCGGACUGCUUUUGUAGCGACUUCAGCAGUAGGACUACAAGAUACACUUCAAGCCUGGGAAAGGUAUGACUACCAACACUCAAGAGCUUAUACAGAGGACUGUGAGCGUUCCCCUGCAGAAGUAGAAGUCAAUUGCAUUCAUGCCAAUUACUUCCUUUCUGUUUCACACCACUAACUCAAGGAAAUCUGGAGAGAGAGGGAGACGACUUGUCCCUCAGCGCUUCAGAGCUUGAAACACAACAAUCUCGGAUGGCUUCUUUGUUGCAAAAGAUGAUCUCCUGGCGGCAAUCCAUCCACUUCAAACGAGCCUCAAGCGGCUCCGUUAGCAGAGGCUCAAAUAUUACUUAAACAGUUAGGCAAAGCCAUAAUGGAAAUAUCAAGUAAGGCCCAGUCUCUGUCUGUAACCCCUGGCAAUUUGAAGUAAUCGCUCAAAGAUUUUGUACGCAUUAAGUCUACUGAACCUCAAGAAUUAAAAACGACAGAUGACGACGUUCAGGUGGUAUCCAAAAGCACGAACGAGGAGGACGAGAAAUUUGUGCGUAGCACCGGGCAACUAACAGCUUCGUCGAAAAGUGAAAUUAUUUCUAAGGCCCAUAGAAUCCGGUCGGAAAUCAGUCUCAUCAAGAAUCAACUGACCCAACCAACCCAUUUAGCUUGUGGUAAUCAGGGAGUUCUUAAACUUAAGCUGGCGGAGGUGGAGAGCGAAUUGACAUCAUACAAAGCCACCAUAAAUAAACUGAAAGAGGAAAAAGCAAGCCUUUAGAAUAUUUGGAUAAAAUUUCAUUGAAAGGAACGCUCUCACUUCGCACAACCUGAGAAAUACUGAGAGUUAGAUGAUAAUUCCACUUCUCCAAACAGAAUUUUUUCAAGUGAAGCUCUAUUUCAAGUAAUAUGGCGGCGAUCACGGCUCGAUCUGCAAAGAAGCGUGUUUCGUACCAUGACUUACACAAUUUGAGCACCGCAGAUCUUCUAUUCGAUGAAAAGAAAAAGAAAAGAAGACCUGCAAGUAAAUCUUUGGGAUUUUUCGAGGCGGAGCGAUGACUUGAUGUCCGAAUUUUGAUUUGCCUUUAUUAAAUUUUCGCACCAAGACUACUGAAUUCGCAUUUAACGCCUGACAUAUUUUUAUUCCAAAAAGGACCUGGGAACUAAUUUAUUUCCCAGCAAGAAUAUAAACAAAUAUGGCCGAUGAUUCGAAGAUCAGCGUUGCUCGUGUUUAACCAUUUCAGUCAUAGUUUUCAACAUGGCGUCUCGUCACUUACUCAACAUGGAAAAUAAGGGAUAUUCUGGCGCGUUGGGAAGUUUUUCGAUGGGAGGAAAUGACAAUUUUACAGGAUAUUUUGACGCUUCGAACUCAUUAGCAGUCAAUUUGAUCGAGAGCAGUUGACUUCAUUGAUGCACUUUCCUCUAAUAGGCGAGUGUUUGGGAUGGAGAACGACGAAUUUUGAAGAACUAUAUGGCGACUUAGGUCAAUGAACAAUGACAAAAGAACUGGCUCGGGAAGUAAGUGGUUUUUAUUUGUCGAGACACUGUGAGGGUUGAUGAAUAGCAGAAUCAGUACUGAAUAUGUCUCGAUCGAGAGCAGACGAGACCAUGAGCUCCUGAUUGUUAUAUUUUAGAAAUUUUACAAAUUUCCAUACAGUUUCUUAUUUUAUUUGGACGCCAUUAUGGACGAAAUGCGCAAGGGUGGCCGCCAUCUUGUCCAAUAUUUCUGCUAAUGGUGAAAUAGCUUAACUCGCGCUUGCGUCAAGCUUCAUCGCUGACAGAGUUUUAACUCUAAUAAACCGCCACAAUUUUGGAGCCAAUUUUUUAUCAUUUCUGUUGCACGGUAUACAUUUAAAUCGGUAUCAUUAUUUAAUAUAUUUCAGUCUUUCAGAAUAGGCUGAAUUACGACGUUUUGUUUGGUAGACUAAGUGUCAAUAUCUAUAUUUAUAAUCACAAUCUUGUAAUUCCUGAGGGAGUAACCGUGGGUAAACGUAAGGUGUAAUUCUUCAGAUAUAUAUAGUGACACAUUCUGGCAUGCGAAGGAGGCGAUUUGAGUUGAUAGCGUUCUGAAGAAUAACCAUUAAUUUUUUUAUUCCUCUACCAAUUCAUUUAUUGAAUAUGGUUCAUGACAAUGACAAAUUCGUUAUGGAUAUGGAUGUUUUACUAGAUAAUUCGAAACAAGUUCCUGGUUGCAUUUCUAAUCAUUUGUGGCUUUUAUAUUUUAGAGACUUGUCAGCAAACCCGUUGAAGAUUUUGCCAUCUGAUAUUUUCGCUACAAAUGCUAAAUUGAUGUGGCUGUAAGUAGAUUUUUCCUCUAAAGACAGACAUCAAACGAUAUUUGUCUUUAUAGUUUAAAACUCACUGAACUGUUAAAUGACCUGUGUGUGUACCAUUUUUGGCUUGAAAAACAAAAAAAUUCCUCUCUGACGCUAUGAUUAUACGCCGAGACUAACAGAUCUUGUGGCGACAUCAGGAAGACUUUAAUCUGAAAAAAGAGUAUGCAGUAAAAAUACUGAGCAAUUAUCCUGGUAGUUGAGCUGCAAUAUACGAAAUUGCAGAAACUAAGAAUCCUUAAGGAAAAUUCAGGCUUCCACACGAUUCGAACUCGCGCCUCUCUGAAGCUAGUAGGGUGCCUUUACCAACCGAGCUAAGAGGCCACUCGUUGAGAGCAGGGGAGAUUUUAGAGGGUUCUUCUUCUGAGGAAACUAAGGUGAUGUAUUCGAGAAUUUAAGUUAGGAAAGAAUUAGGAAAGAUAAGAAAAUAGCCUUUAAAUAUUUUCUUCGGAACAAAAAAAUUCCAAAAGGAAACGGGGAAAUCACGAAUUAUAAGAAGAAGAACCGCCAAAAAGAAAGCCUGCUUCAGUUCAUUAUUAUGGGAUGAGGCCCGAAAGGUGGCAGAGGGACCGGAGUAGCAGGCGGAUUGUUUUGAAGGCCUUACAGCUGCGCCAUUUUAAUUUUAAGCAAAAAUAUCUCACGGUAAAAUCGCAAAAAUUACCAGUUUGAGUUAUCUGCACACUCCUCAGGCUGCAUUUCUAAACUGAAUUCAUUCCACUAGUCAUCUGGUUUAUUAGUUUAUAUGCAUCCUAGCUCUGUACUAUGCACCGCUAAAUUUUCGUUGAAUUGAUAGGUACCUGUCUGAAAUGCAAUUGCACCACUUACCUCCAGGAAUCUUCGACAAGAACACACAGUUAACCUUCUUGUGAGUUAAACUUUUUUCUGUACGAUCCGCGAGUAAAAUUAAUUCAGGAUCUAGUUUACAUGAUGCAAUAUAGGCUUAAAAGCUUCUCCACGAGAGCACCGGGCAGUCGUGCUACAUGCCAUCUCACCGAUUUCAAUGAAACUUUGCCACUUUAAAGGGUUUAUCCCAAAAUUAAAAAAUACAAACUCGUUUCAGUUUUGGUUUUUUCCGGGGGGAGAUAGACCACCCCCCGGUUUUUCUUGGUUUUCACCAAGGAAAUCGCUUCAAAAUGGGUAAAAUGUAUGAAGCUCUCACUGCGAUGAUAUUUAACCAAUUACUCUGAGGAUUUGCAAACAUUUUUACAUCCUUAGUUGAUGUCCGCUGCAAGUAUCAGUCAAUUUGAUUGACGGCUUGUCAAUCAACAGAGGCAAAUAUACGACUGUGUUUUUAGACUUUUCGAUUCAUCCAAAUAUUUGACAACUUUGAGGUCAAUUAUCUCCCGUUGCCAGAAAGCUACAACACUAAUCUUAAUUACCCUUUAUAACCCACCAUUCCAUCUCAGGAAGUCAUCAAAAAAAUCUUUGGGCGCUAUCGUAUUUUUGUCUGGGAUGCCUUUUAAAAUCGACGACUGUGACAAGUUUCUAUCAACUACACUUGUCACGCAAUUCUUGCUCUAGGCGGUCACUUGACAAAAUAAACCUACAUUUUUUAGCUCUUUAUACAAGAUGAUUGAUCAAGAAAGGUGAAAAAUGUGAAAAACUUUCGAGAUUUUUGUAGGAACGGAAAAUUUCACGUUUAGAGAGAAGCAUGUAUGCGAAAAAUCAGUGGGAAAAUCGUAGCGUUUCUUUCUUCAGUCGUUUAUUACUCUGAUGAUUUGCUAAGAUUAGGAAAUAGGGCUCUUGUACAGAACAAAACAUUCAUUAGCCUAUAAUUUGAUCGUCCAUUAUCAUUAUCGCACAGUUUACAAUAAGGAAACUACAACAGGAGAGGAGAUUUUAAAGUCACAUGUCGAGUGCUUGUUGACGUACAAGUUCCCGAGUGUAACAACUUCGGCUUUUCCAUACCGCGGAUGACGGGAAACUCUGCCCCCCUUAUUUGAUAGGAAACAUCAAUAACCCCAUAAAUUCAUUAACUGCACCAUGUUUCCAGAAAAUAAGAAUGGCUUUUCCACUUUCCACCAUCGAGAAAUUCCACGUAAAGAAAUAGUAUAUGUAGCGUGACUGCGUGACCUUUCAUGAAAAGUAAAAAUUGUUUAUCUUUUUUUUCAAGAAGACACCUCUAGGAAGUUCUUAAUCCUUCUGUUAUCUUAUUUUCCUGUUUUUUGACUGCAAAUAUCAUCUGCAUUUGCUAUUAUUUUCGCUGAUUGUCAUGGCCUUUCCUGCGUGCACGUGCGAGCCAGUUCAUAUACAGCACUCUUUCGAGUUUCUCUGAGUGGUGUCGGGCUUAGGUGUGUAGGUCUGGCUCAAAAGAUAUCUGCACGCUGCAACACGGGUUCCUAUGUUUUCUCCUUUUUAUUUUUUUGUAUUUCCAUUCUCUUCCUUGCAUUAUCACGCAUUUAUGUUUUUCAUUCCCUCACCGCGUUCCCUCAGAUUUGGAAGUAGGCUAUGAAAAGACAAUAUUGACCAGAACUGAAAUCCUUUUCUAUCACUAUUUGCUUCAGAGAACCCCCGUUAUUUAUAACUUUAUUUCUCAAGAGAGCGUGUUUUUAUUUACUAUUUAUUUCCAUUAGAACAUGAAACUAGGUCCUGAUAAGUUUUUUUUGUUUCGUGACUCCCAAAAACUGUGUUUGCGACAACAUCAAUUGAGAAAUCCAAGGCAAUUACACCUGAGAAAUUCGCUUGUAGCCUUCUACCCGCAGAAGGCAAAUCCAUAUAAUUAAACGUUCCAAGACCUCUGUAAACUAGAGACAUUGCGUGAUGCUGAGAGGUCAAAUAUUUACACAUCUUAUAAAUCUGUGACCCUCAAACGGAUCACGUACUCGUACCUGUAAAGUCCGGAAAAUGUCAUGCAUGUAUAACACCGUAGGCGCACCUGGCGAAUUCUAUCCACUGGCUUCAAUAGUAAAGAGACAACUUAUUUACUAUUUGUAUAUGAGCAAGCUUAUUUACCCUACUUGAAAAAAUCCUUGAUGAAGCCAAGAAGACUGAUGAAGAUAAAUACAAGUUUUUACUUUCUCAGUUCGUGCAGUGACACAUGUCAUAAUCAAUGGUUUGAUACCGUAACUAUCUAUUUAGGUACAUCAUUAGGCUUUGAUCACACUAAUGAAAAAAAUGUGGGUUUCCUCACGCUCGCCACAUUUAUUCUUUGGAAAAUUAUUUUACUGGAGAGCGAAGUCGCUUAACUUGGCGCGUCUUGACUCUGGCCGACGAAAAUUAUCGAGGUGAACCCCAUGAAAUUCUUGUCAAAUGUUUUAAAAACUUUGUCUACCCUUGAUUUGCACGCAGAAAAAAAGGCAAAUUCCGAGCGGUAUUUCAAAACAUUUUAUUCACUGGUCAAUUUAUGAACUGUUUCAUAGCAGCCCGAGGAAAAAGCAAAAUUGAAAAACCCGGCGUAUCGGUCAAAUAAAUUCCAAUUUUUUCAACAAGGAGUUGGUAAGUUCAUUUUUCUCAGUAAAUUUAAGUGGGGGUCAAUUUUUUGUGACAGCCGAAGAUAGACAUCUCUGAAACGUCUCUGAAACUCUUAGAGAGUUUACACUUCCCGUAAUAUUUUCCCCCUUUUCGCAACAGCGCAACAGACAUUGUUAAUCCUAUGUUGUGUAGGUUUAUCAGUUGUAUUACGUCUUCAUAGAGAUGCUAUAUAAGAAAUCGAGUGUCUAAAAAGCCCUCAAUUCAACCUAACGCUCGAAUUGAUAGAGUCAAGAUGGUGCAGUUGUCUUGUUCAUUUGCAACUAACUGUAGAACCAAAUGUUAUUUUUCUCGCGCUGGCCAGGGACGGCAACAGCUCAUACCUCUAAAUUCGUGGGUAUACAGCUUAAAAAAAAACAUUCGAGAGACGUAGAUGUGUCCCAAACAUACGUUUCGUCCGAGAAGAAGCUUAUUCUAGCGCGUAUUGGCUUCUUUGGAGAUUACGAAGGCCGCGAUUUCACGAUUUACCUCAAAUAUCGUGCACAACUUGGUGUGAGAUUCAGACCUUCGGGUUAGUAAGUGCCAGUAUCCUCCUCAUAAAAAUCGGAGACAUCGAGUUGGGAGGGACGUGAAUCUGCAGAUGAUAGAAGAAAUCAAAGCUGGUGGCGAGUCUUCCUGGUGGCAAGGUGACUGUAAACCUAAUAGAACGCGCACUGUAACUACUAUCUUAGAGUCGGCAAUGAAUAAGGAAGAAGGGCGAGGAGAGCGCUUAUCUGAACAUCAGUUUUCCUAACUGGUGAUUUGUGACUGAGAUGAACUUUAUAUCAUACGAUUGCCAGGGAUAAGCAGGUACUGUGGAGGCGCUCACAUAAAUAGGGGUGGGCGAUCCUCCCUCUGACUUAAGAACUGCUGACAGUUCUUUAGACCAACUGGCACAGUUUGGAGUACCUCAGGGUCUCACUGGGCUCAUCACAUUAGAAACCUUCAGCAAACUAAUCGUAGAAGCGGGUGGUUAUCAGCAACAUGCACAGAUUUCUGAACGCGGGUCAUCGCGAGAACUAUACCCAAUCCGUCACAGACAGAAAAACAAAGCGAGAUAUUCUUGCUUAAAGGAAUUAUGUAUCAAGACGUUUCAGUCAUUGGCUGCCAUCCAAAAGCACCCUAACAAAGACAAACACAGUGAAGCUGAAAAAAAAUCGGUCUAUUCUAUAGGGGAUGGCUACGUUCAAGGUCGGACCCCAGGUAAAAUUCUGUCGAACAAUCUCUAACUAGCCAAGUGGACUUUGGAUGGGCUCGUUGGAAAACACAAAAAACAGCUACCUUUUCUCAGAAAGCAAAGAAUUAUCUCCUAGACGUGUGCUGGACAGGGGAGGAAACUAGUAAGGCAACCGCCUCCAAUGUGACUUCCCAAAUAUCGAGUUUAAGAGACGACACCAGCCAGAAAUGUUGUCUAAGACUAACCGGUUGAUACAGCAGCAAAUCGCUCGAUACUUCAGCCAGUUAUGUGCCGUAACAAAAACUGGUUGGUUGACAAGGUCCCCCUCUGUUAAUAUGAAUGAGGACGAAGAGGCCGAUGCCAAUGAUCUAGCUUCAGAUGUCGAAACUGACCGAACAAGGCAGAAGAUAAGGAGGGACCUUGCAAAAUUUAGACGAAGACUGCAGGAGAGGGUACAGCUGCUAUUAAGUUAAAAAAAAAAAAACUACAAUAAAAUAAAGACAUUUGCAUCUCACUUUUCUUUCCUAUUUAUUGCCUUUGCUCACGAAAACAACUGGCCAUGUCUUGGGAUUUCAUUAAGGGAAAUUUGCAGGAAGCCUGCUGGUCAAAUUACUGCUGGCUCAUUCUUAAUAAAUUUUACAAGUCACGCAAUUAAACGCCGGCAACACUGGAUCUAGAGAGAUGUAGAUUUAUAUGUAGUAAAAGAAUGCUUGAAAAAAAUUAUGCAGAUAUUUUACGAUCGAAGCAGGCAAAUAAUCAUAGGGAUCUGCAGAUUAUUCUGAAAUUGUUAUCUAACAGACAGCAUGAACAACGCGCUUGAAUAAUUCCUACGGAGAGUCUUCGGGUCACGCAACAGAUGUUAGCUUAGCGGAGUUCUGCAUGGAAAUGUUCGAUGGCGGUAAGUGACAACGACAACACUAUUUUAAUUUUAUUUUCGGAAUAGAAGCACAGUUUUUAGUCUGAUAGAACUACUGAUAUUUGCUCUCAAGCGAGGGCGCAGAAUUUUUCUUCUGUAAAGGCCGAAGUUGUAGCACACUGGAACUUGUAGUAAUGUCAACCAACACGCUGCAUGUGACUUUAAAACCCUUAAAAUGAGCAAUGAUAAUGAUAAACAAUUAAAUUAUAGACUAAUGAAUGUUUUGUGCCGUACAAAAGCCAUAUCUGCGGAUUUUAGCAAAUCUCCAAAGUAAUAAACGACUGAAGAAAGAAACGGGACGAUUUUCUCUUCGAUUUUUCGCCUACAUGUAUCCCUCAACGUGAAAUUUCCAUUCCAUUCCAGUGACCGCCUAGAGCAAGAAUUGCGUGACAGGUGUAGUUGAGAGAAACUUGUUACAGUCGCAGAUCUUAAAAGGGCAUCCACGACAAAAAUACAAUGGUGCCCAAAGAGUUUUUUGAUGAUUUUCAGAGAUGAAAUAAUGCGUGAGAUCUCAGAUUUAUCCGAUUAUUCGUUUCGCUUCGCAAAUUAAGAAUUUACAUCAAACAUCACGAAGAUCAUGCAUCGACUGUUGCAUUCUGGACCUUUGUUCAGGACUGACCGCUUACGAGAUUUCAUUCUCUGUAUGAAAGGCAUCACGAAGUGCUUACGUUAAAUAAAAAAAAUCAUUCAAAUUUCCAUCGGUAACAAAUUUCCAUAUAUAUGUAAAAUUCAAAUAUGUUGUUGUGUUGUAAAACGAGUAUUACGGGUGAAGUUAGCACAACCAACUCCUCACUCAAUGACACUGAUGCCGACUUUUGCUCACAUUUCAAAACAAUCGUAACUGUCUUCAACCACAGCCCCUGAAAGGUUUCAGUAGUACCCCUACCUAAACAGAUAAUUUUCUGGUGGAUAUUAAAAAUAUUGAUCAGUUUUAUACGAUAAACAACGCAGACGCCUGAAUGACAACGACAUGAAAGGAUUGAAUGGAGGUGCCUUCAAAAACUUGACAAGGCUAGAGCAACUGUAAGUUAAUGUAUCAAUACUGUUGUGGAAGGAAUUCUUAUCCUGAAAACAAAAUUAUGCGCGGUAAAAAUUUAUUAAUUCCUUUGGUUGGAUCAGGACAUAUCGUGAUCUGCUGAAUUAUGAUGUGAAAAUAAAACAGAGACAGAUAAGACAACAGCACUAAAAUAGUUAUUCAAAUCUUAAAGUUCUCAAACGUUCUCAAUUCUGACUAAAGCCGCAAGAGACCUUCAAGGUUAUGUCCUCUAACGCAAAGUACUUUGCACAUAUUAAAAUUUCCGAACUGAGAAAAACCCCUUUUGAUUUUGUGGCAUUGCAUCGAGUUUGGGAACAGUAGUCGUUUGGUAAAGUUUUUAUUGUGUUAUUGAGAUGGUUAUAUCCUGAAUUGUAUUUUUGUGCAUUGCAUUGCAUCCCAUUGCGUUGUAUUGUAUAGUCAGAGAUAAUAGAUGGUUUUUUUCUUUGUUGUGCAUCAAAUUAUGCAGGUAUCAAAGGAAAACUGUUUUCAUAACGAAGCAGCAUUCCCCUUUCCUACCGCACCGUCUAUACUUGUUUUUCAAUUUAAUUUUUUUCUUUUCUCUUUUCUUCCCUUCCCGUCAGUGACCAUAAAACAAGGCAGUAAAUAACUGUUUUAGUAAAACUAAAUAGAUUUUACGUACAGAUCAUUUUUUUCUACAAAUUUCAACGCAGAUGGUUGCACGACAACAACUUCACUGAAUUGCCUCCUGAUUUAUUCCAAGAUCUAGAAAACCUGAAAAAACUGUAAGUUAAAGCAUACUUAGCUAACAUUUUUAACUGCAUAAAGUGUUCCAGCAUCAAUUGAAAUUUUUCCCUCUUCUGUUAAAUCAAAGCUCGUGAUUGCUAACGUAUUUUUACACAGAUUCUGCCAGUAUUAUACUUUUCUCUCCUUUCACUAAUUAAAGCAUGUAUAAAGAAAAUAUUUUCCAAUUGCAAAUUUUUACAGUCUUCCCAUCUGCACUGAUAACAUAUUUUAAAAUUGAACCAUCCUGACUUAUAUGUUUGUUACUGUAUUGAAACUUUCAUCGCCAACGAUCAUACAUACAACAAUGAAAUUUAUGCAUGUUAUGAAUGUUGCAGUUGUUUUUUGUCCAUGUCUCUUACCAUAUACUGCGCUUUGGUUGUUUUUGAUGACCGGCAUCUUUAUGUAUUUUUACUUAGAAAUUUCAGGUUGCAUACUUCUUGAAAGUACAUUUUCUCUUUUCGUCACUCUUAUUAGCUAUCUGUCAAAUAACAAGUUGAAGAGUUUACCAGACAGAAUUUUUAACAGCCUUUCCAAGCUGACACAUCUGUAAGUGAAAUAGUUAUUUAACCAAGAAGAUUAUUGGGUAAUCAUUUUUGUUCACAAAAGCGCAGCCGUUAUAGCUGAAAAUUAUGAAGUUUUCCAGCUUGUAUCUGUAACUCUGAUCAGUUGAAACAGAGGAUGCUAUUUUAUGUAGUUGUUGUGCUUUGGUUAGCAAUGUUAAGGUACUUGAAUAUGUUAAACUUUAAAAGCUUCUGUUUAAAUAGCAACCUAAACUUUCCCAGAUUUGUUUGUUUGUUUAUGUUUUGUACCGGUUUUUUCCAUUUUAUUUUUUUGUUGUUGCUUGUUUGUUUUUUUAUUGCGGUGAGAGGUUUCCACCCCAAAAAAGUCGGCGAUGGAUAUUUCCGUGAUUGACCUGUUUUUCAAGUUUGUAUUAAUGAAAGAUGGGUCAUUUCGGGUUUUCCCUAGAAAGUGUAAACAUAUUUUUACAUUAUGGCGUUCUUAGCUUGCAUAAUAUGCUAGGAUCUUCUUGGAUUGGAAUUUAAAACAUUAACCUUUUUCCUGGGAAAAUGUCUCAGUGAUUUAUGGGAAACAAACUGAAAAGGGGUAGCAACUGAACGCUCUUCGCAAAAAACCCUCCGAUUAUUAUUUUUUAUGAGUUCAGUUGGUAGUUCUAUCAUAAAUGAAAUCUUUGUAACUGUGGUAAUAAUUGUUUUAAGGGAUUUGUCAAACAAUGAACUUGGAAAUCUGUCACCGUACAUUUUCAGGAACAUUACAGCAGUAGAAUUUCUGUAAGUAAGAUUUAUAUCGGCACAGAAGAUUAAAAAUUAUCCUUAGGGGAUUUUCUUGAUAAUGACAACACUUGGUGACUAUAAAAACUUCCUAGUUAAUGGCAACUUACCUUAUAAUUUACUUCUGGAAGGCAAAGGUUUUUUGUUUCCUUGUUAUCCGAUUUGACAAUAUCAAAGAAUUUGAUUUUAGAUAUACGAAAUUCAUAUAUUUGCACUGCGGUGAAGAAACGAAAGAGAUCCUCGCAGCUAAGAACACUACUGAAGUUGGUAGAGCGCUGCACCGGUAUCGCAGAGGUCAUGGGUUCAAAUACCGUACGGGCCUGAAUUUUUUCAGGUCCUAUUUUCAACUAUUCGUUUCAUUGUUAUUGUAAUAGGAAGUGAACCACUAAUGAUUCUUCAAAUACAGCUUUUAACAACAGAUUUCUUUGAAGGCCAAGGGGAAUAAACUUGAGAGUUUACGUGGUUAAUUUUGAACGCAUCAUAGAUAUAUCUAAUAUAAUAAUAUAUGAUAAGAUAUAAAAAUUGGGAGCUUUUUUAUUAGAAAACAUUGCCAUUCCCUGCCUUAACUAUAGAAGUUAUCUAAAAAACAGAAGAGUUAAAGAUAAAACUGCCCAUGAUGCUUUCUUCAGGAAAAUGGACUACAACAAAAUUGAGAAGCUUCACGAAGACCAGUUCCAGGGCUUGGUAGAGCUAUUCGAUUUGUAAGUACAUUUAGAGUUAAAACCUUUUUCCACGAUGAUCUGGAUUGUAAACCGUAUACAGUGAUGUUUUCUAAUGUUAACUCCGUUAUUGCUCAAAUUAAAGUUGUCCUAGCCAAUCAUAUUAUGUUACUGUUUGAUAAGAUUUUUUUUAUUAUCCAUUUCGGAUGUUUAAGAUAUCUCUCCGAGAACAAAAUAGACGCUCUACCUGACAAAAUUUUCAAGGGUGUCAAAAGCCUCAAAGCUCUGUGAGUACAGUUAAUCACAUACAAACACAUUCUAGAAUAUUCGCAGUGAUGGAAUGAAUAUAUUAGGCGUUCAAAAUCUGAGAUUUUAGUUCACAAAUUUAACAUGAUGUAGAACAGACCUGGUGCAAAUUACGUUGCUCAACGAAGCAAUGUUGCUUUAAUUCAUGUUGCACUAAAAAUGUGCCUUUUUAUAUAACAAACUUUUAGUGAGCCAAGGUGGAUCUCAUUGAAACGGAAACAAACAUCAUGGAGACCUGUGUAGUUGUAAUGAAACUCUAUGUAAAUUUAUUAGGAUGAGGAAUAUGACAACUGCAAGCCCCCGUUUAGGAGCUAAUUGUAAAUGAUUGCGUUCUUCAUUUCAGCAAUAUCUUCGGCAAUAAAAUACAAAACGUUAGCAGCACGACUUUCAACUAUGCCCACGAGCUGCGAUUUCUGUAAGUUCAAGGCAAAUGACAGAUGUUCAUCUAGACAACUAAACUUAGUUGCAUAUAUUGAAAUCAGAUAACGUGUAGGCGAGUAUUCUUUUGAUUUUGUUGAAGUAAAAGGAAAAACUCGUGAAUAGUAAUUUUGGAAGAUGAAAUAAAUAUACCGAAGUCAUUUUUCCCUGGAUGAGUGCGGAAAGAGGCUUUUAUACAACGAACGAACACAACUGAAUGGGCUGCCACGUCCACUAAAUCAGUGGCCAUCAAAAAUUUCCAAGAAAGCAAAACGAGACUUAUCGUAGGCUAACUGAUUAAUUUUAUUAAAUAUUUGAGAAAAUAUCAAGCUCGGGUCCGUAUUUAAGAUCCUCAGUUAGGGCUCCUGAUUAUAUUUUUUGACAGUUUGUUUGAACAUUAACAUUAGCUAGAUGAAUCUUACUCAUGGAAACUCAUUUUUUGGAAUAAAUCAAGUUCUUUUUGUCAGGUCAAUUAUGAUAUACACCAACUUAAUGUUCAAAUUAUGAUUAUUUGAUAUUACAGGUUCAUGCACUACAACUUGAUGGCUGAGCUCCCUAAAGGCUUUUUCAGGCAUUUGACGCACAUCAUCAGAGUGUAAGACUCCAUAACGAUCCUUCCCUUCUAUCACCACUUUAAACAAUCAUUUAAUGACAGUCUAUAAUAUUAAUUAAUUAAUUAUUAUUAAUAGCUUUCAACGACGCAAUAAUAAUGUGUUAUUUCUUCUUUAAUUCUUCUUCUUUUUUUUUGAAAUCUAGAACAUUGGACACCAACCUGAUGUGCUGCCAUCUCGAUCUUUUCAGGCAGGAUGCUGACUGCGAAUAUACCUUCAAUGACAACUUCGCAAGCUGCCACUCCAUGUUCCGUAACCGUGCUCCGAGGAGAACUGUAUGGGUUGUCGGUCUUCUGUCGUUGUUAGGGUCUUUGUUUGUAGUCGGGUGGCAGUAUUUCUUCCCUGAUAACAAUGUGGUCCAUUCUAUCAUGUUGGUGAAUCUGGGUGUGUCUGACGGCAUCAUGGGCAUAUACCUUAUCAUCGUAGGUAUAAAAGACCUGCAAUGGUCAGGGGAAUACUACCUGCAUGACUAUGAGUGGCGCACCGGUUGGUUUUGCCAUUUCAAUGGUGCCAUGUCUGUCUUUUCAAGUGAAGUAUCAGUGAUGAUGAUUUCUCUGAUCGCAUGGGACAAACUCAAGAACAUCGUGUUUCCUUACACCUUUGCAAAAAUUACACCAAGGCAGACCCGCAUAAUGUGCGUAGUUAUCUGGCUGGUGGGAGGCAUUAUGGCAUUCCUUCCCUUAUCCGGAAUGCACUAUUUCAGCGAGAGGUAUUAUGGCAAUAAUGUAGUGUGCCUGCCCCUGCAACUUUCCCCGCGACUAGAAGAAGGCUGGGAAUACUCCACUUCCAUUUUCAUCGUUUUGAAUUUUUUCCUAUUCAUCUUCAUCAUGGUUGCUUAUGUUGCCAUUUUGCGGAAGUCAUGGUCGUCGAGCAGACGACUCGGUAGGCAAGGAACCAUCCGUGAAAUACGAGCAAGAGCACAAAAUGAACAGACCAAAAGAGAAAGAGCACUUGCCAAAAGAGUAUUCUUCAUUAUUCUGACCGAUUUCUUGUGUUGGAUGCCAAUCAUUUCUAUCGGCAUCCGUUCCCACGUCGAGAAAACAUUUGAUCCUCCUGGUGAUCUGGCAGUGUGGAUAGCAGUGUUCGCUCUGCCAAUCAACUCAGCUAUCAACCCAUUGCUGUAUACGCUUUCUACUCCACAGGUAACAGUUUUUUUUCUUACUUUGGAAUAGCACCUAUUGUUAUGUGAGUUUCUGUCAAUUUUGAAAUUGUAACGAUUGACAUACAAAACAAGCAUGAAAAAAGUAAAUGAUCGGACAGAUUUUGUUAGCUUCUUCAUCGUUGACUUUAACCAAAGUGACUUUUAAAGACGUUACUUGAAAGUCUGAAAUAAACUAUCCCAUGUAUUUCGAAUGUCUAGGUGCAGGCUGUGUUGAAAGCAAAACUGAGGAAGCUGUGGUCCAAUGUUCGAUCUAUUUUCAACAGAGGACAAAGUCAGGAAGGUACAGUUUUAAGCUCCAUUCAAAAAUGCCAUGAUAAAAUUAAUUAUAUUCCAAAACUUGAAAUGAACAAACUAUAAGGUUUAUCAAAUUAACAACCCAUUUUUCUUUAAGUAGCUUAUGUCAUUUUUACUCCUAAUGCUUUGAAGGGGGAAAAGGGUGGAACUGGUUUGAAAUCGUAGUAAACUCAUCUCUUUUUAAUUUUUUUAAUUUUUAAUAUUUUAGAAUAAGAACCUGAGCAAAUUAUUGAAAUCACAAAGGUGCAACUGGCAAUAUGUAAAGUUGUAGCAGACGUAAAAGAGAAAAAUAAUCAAGAGAGUGAUUCUAAAUAGAGAUGGGAUCAAUGUAAUAAAUAAUCAAGUUUCAUGAAGGCAACGAUACAAUUAGAAAUCGUGAUUUCGAUUUUUUUCAAAGUUAGUAUCUUUAAAGCUGUGUGUUAGGAACGUUGAGUCAAAUGGGUGCCAUUUGCGACUAAUUUUUUUAAAAUGAGAUGUUAGCCAAAACUCAUUUUGCUAACAAUUCUCAAAAUAUGAAGGGCUGUACUUCUGUCUUAAAUUAUAAGGUAAAGAUCCAAAUCUAAAUUGUAGAAUGUAUUUUCUUUGUGAUAAACCUGACAAUGGCCAAAAAUGUUUUUAUUGGUGUUUCUUUUUCAUAUAAAAGAAGCAGAUAAUGAUCAGCAGGGACAGAUUGGAAAUGGAGAUGAACAUGCUAACGACGAAGAGGGUAAAAAUAUAGUGCUUCUCAGAGUAAAUCACAUGCGAAAUAUCUACUCUACGCCUCUGUAGGGUUCUGUGUGUAAUAAUUUUCUUUCCUUUCUUUUUUUCCAUUCUUAAUUCCUUUUUUUUUUCAUUUCCUUCCCCAUAGGAGAACAAAUUGAAAUGCGUGUAAUAGAGCACAACGAAAUCCAAGAAGUGGAAGACCCUGAAUUGCCUGCUCAGCAACCAGGUCAGUAAAUAAAUAGAGAACUUUUGAUGCUAACAGCAAUACUGAAAUUGACUUUGUAAUUCAACUCUAUUGCCAGGUAUGUAUAGUCUAAUCAGUAAAUCUACCACAUAUUGCCUCUUUCAAAUUGAAAUACCUAGAAACCUCAGCAUUCCUUUUCUGCUCUGAUAGUUUCUGUAAGCACGUUUUGAGAAAGGAGAGAUAAAGGAAGGAUCUCCCAUAUGACACAAAUGCAAUGAAAUUAGGUUGUAUUACUUUUGGUUGACAAGUUAUUUCAGACAUUAUGGUGAUAAAUUGCCAUAGGCACUUUUACCACCUACAACCUGUAGAGUGUAUUAUGGAAGGUAGAUACCAACAUCUCCUAUAUGUAUUUGGCAGAUUUUCAUGCGCAUAAAUUAACUUCCAGAUUUAAAUGUUAGCUUUGUAACUCAGUGAUAUUUCAUAAAUCAAUGAAUAAUUGAAUACAUAUGGAAAUCUAACGUACGUAAAAUAGGUUUGUAGAGAAAUUUAUUUCAGAAUAAAACAUGAACCAUAGGCAUCAUGAAACGAUUUACUCUGCUUGUUCCUUAAAACAGAUUAUGAGGAUGAUUUUGACAUCAGACCAGCCACUACAAAGACUGUGGAAGGUAAACACCUUUUCAUUUUUCGUGUUUCUUUUUGUUGGAAAUUUCAUAACCCUACAAACCAGCGAAUGGUGGCUGGUGCUACUAGACUGGCGCACUUGGUAUACUUGAUUGCAUGGUUUUGUAUGUCACAUCAAUAGGAUUAGGGUUAUCGUGUUUAACGCUUAGUCAUAAUUACCAAUCAGAUCAUAUAUUCUUAGUCUGUCUCAUGGAAAACUUUACGAGAACAGCUUGUUAGCCACUAUUUCUGGAAGGUACAAAACCCACCCUCAGUUACUGAACCUAAUGGGCCAAUGCAAUUAAAAAAAAGUCUUAUUGGAAAGUUUGCUGUUGUCAAAGACCUAAGACGUAGCUGUGUUAUUAACGUUGAGCCUUUCAGGAACCACUUGCAGUUUAUUUAAAUGAGUGGUAUUCUUUAUUGCAGUAACUGUUCAUCAUGGCGAGAGCCAGUAUCGACGAAGAAGACAAAAAGAAGGUAAUAGUUGACAUCUUGUGUAAGUAGGAGUGUCUCUACACACUAAUGGAAGUUUCUGAUGUUGAGAAUUGCCUAGUUUUAUGGAAUCAUCCGUUCCAAUUGAAAUUAACUUAAAAACGGGUCUAAAAAAUUACCGUUAUUGAUCGACGGUUAAGGUACUUACAACAAUCUUUGUCGUGAUGGACACUCCUCUUUAUUGUAACUUAUAGCUUCCGAUACAGUAAUCGAAAUAUAGAGCGAUUGUUGCGGAUUUCAGUGAGCAUAAUACUUCACUUUCCAUAACGUCAAGAUACAUUUGAUGGAAAGUAGUAAAACAUUUCUGAUACAAAGCCAGCACCAGCUUGAUUCUAGUCACUUUUGGUUCAUUGCUUUGAUAGAGUUACAUUUUUGUAAAGUUCAGGGGUAGCUACUUGUAAGCUAUAGGGACUCACUCAUCCAGUAUGGUAACGGGGGCAAAAAAGGAAGUUAAUGAUAGGAUAAAUUGGUGGCCUCCAACAAAGGUUUUUAAGAGGUGAUAAAAGUACACAGCUGACUGUUUCAACAAUCUUGCAUAUUCAGUUAUGCCCUUUCCUCAGUGAUCCUCCCAAAAUAUCAAUCACUUCGUCGAAUGCAAGGACAAAAAUUGAAUACAAUAUAUCUCAAAUAUCUGUGUGCAGAUCAAGAAGGAGGAAGUAAGCCUGAACCUAAAAAGCCAACUGAGAAAGGUAAAAACAAUGAAAUUCUUUUUAGGAACUGAACAUUUGUCCGCCAUGGAUAUUAUUUAUUUCAGCAUACAGUGUAAGUAGCACCUGGACUAAUUUGCUGGCUUGAUAACGGGCAAUGGGCCGCGUUAUCUAGCCUCAGAUUUUAACAAUGAAUCUGAUUUCAUACAGCUGGUGAAUCUGAGGAGCAGAUGGAGAUUGAAGAGAUUUCAGUGCCCAGUAACAAAGGCAAAGGAGAUAAUGGUUUUUGA